This is a messenger RNA of Danio aesculapii, 2329 nucleotides long. It is a transcript of the gene tfe3a, whose product is annotated as transcription factor binding to IGHM enhancer 3a. The coding region runs from base 334 to 1953 and encodes 539 amino acids. Gene Ontology annotation, cellular component: nucleus. The record is from RefSeq and is a predicted model, not a curated record. Gene Ontology annotation, molecular function: protein dimerization activity; DNA-binding transcription factor activity, RNA polymerase II-specific; RNA polymerase II cis-regulatory region sequence-specific DNA binding. The transcript has 10 exons. Lineage: Eukaryota; Metazoa; Chordata; Actinopteri; Cypriniformes; Danionidae. Gene Ontology annotation, biological process: regulation of transcription by RNA polymerase II.
GACGGUGAAGAGAGCGUGAUAUAGCCGUUUGCUCAGCAGUCGCUCGCUGAUAGAGGAACUAAGGACUUUAGACUCCUAAGUCGCAUUUAUUUUUUCAUCAAACUCUAGUCUAGACAGAUAAAGAAAGAAAGCAUCGAUACGGGAAUUUGAAGAAAAGACUAGCUGUUGCAGUAAACAUCUCUCGCUAACAGUCGGGCUAACAGUUCUCUAUUUUAGCCUCUUUAGAAAACAAUUGGUUUGCCUUACUGUCGCUCACAGGUUGUCAGUGUAUAUUGGUUAUUCUAACUCGUUUAUUUUGCUGUUUGUUAAUCAUAUUGGUGGACUUGUGGAAAAAUGUCCAGCCUGCCUUCUGUCAGACCCGAGAAGGGAAGAUCGGAAAUGGCAUCACCUGGGCAACAGGGGCACGAGCGUCCUCAGACCGUCUACGUAAUACUGGAUUCGGCAGAAUCUGUCAAUCUCAUCAGCGUUGAACCUCUCCUUCCUGAGUCUGGGAUUGUGGCCGAUAUCGAGGUGGAAAGCGUUUUCUCCGCCGAUUCGGACGCUUUUUACGAACUGAAGAGUCAGCCUAUUACACCAAGUGGCUCUCUGACCUCUGCUGACCCCGUGACCCCAGCCGGCUCCGUGAUGACGUCACGCGUUUUGAUGAGGCAGGAGCUGAUGCGACAGCAGGCUCAGGACCAGGAGAGGCGAGAGGCUCAGAAACAGGCCUCCAAUGCCCAGCAGCGCCUCACUGAUAGCACCCCUGCCAUCUCUGUCGCCUCCAACCUGCCCGCAAAGCCCACCCAGGUGCCCGUGGAAGUGCUUAAGGUUCAGACUCACUUGGAAAAUCCGACUAAGUACCACAUCCAGCAGGCUCAGAAGCAGCAAGUGAAGCAAUACCUGUCUCACACCCUGGGAAAUAAAAUAGCCAGUCAGACACUGGCAACGUCGCCUCCACCACAACCCUCAUCCGCUCCUGAGCUGGCACCUGCCGGCAGUAGCACUCCCAGCAGCCCUCUCGCUGUGCUCAGCCUGGGGUCCAACAAAGAAGAGAUCGAAGACGUCAUCGAUGACAUCAUCAGUCUGGAGUCGAGUUUAAACGAUGAAUUUAUGACGCUGAUCGACUCUGGUUUGCAGCUUCCCAGCACGCUGCCAGUCUCAGGGAACCUCCUGGAUGUGUACAGCAGUCAGGGCAUGGCGGCGCCCACCAUCACCGUCAGCAACUCCUGCCCUGCAGACCUGCAGAAUGUCAAGAGAGAACUGAGCGAUGCUGAAGCAAAAGCUUUUAUGAAGGAGAGGCAGAAGAAAGACAACCAUAACCUGAUUGAGAGAAGAAGAAGGUUCAACAUUAAUGACCGCAUUAAGGAACUUGGAGCUCUGAUUCCAAAGUCCUCUGACCCGGAGUUGCGCUGGAACAAGGGCACUAUAUUAAAGGCAUCAGUCGACUACAUCCGCAAGCUGCAGAAGGAGCAGCAGAGAGCCAAAGAGAUGGAAACGAGACAGAAGAAACUCGAACACUCAAACCGCAGUUUGAUGCUGCGCAUUCAGGAACUGGAAAUGCAAGCUCGGCUCCACGGCCUCUCGUCAUCUCAGCUCUCAGACUCUCUGACCCAAACACAGACUUUAACCCUGGAGCACAACCCCAACACCGACCUCUCCAAAACCCUCCUGUCAAUCACCCAAACCACACCCUCUUCCUUCCUGUCUCCGCCCUCCUCCACCUCAUCAGUGGGCGGGACGGUCACCAGUCCUCUAGAGCUCGGGACGCUGAGUUUCGGAGAGUUAGACGACCACACAGCCUCCGUUUUCAGUCCAACCCUGAUGGCCGAUAUGGGCUUGGGGGAUAUUCUGAUGGAUGACAGCGGCGCUCUUUCACCCGUAGGAGGCGCUGAUCCCCUCCUUUCCUCGGUUUCUCCAGGAGCCUCAAAAACAAGUAGUCGUAGAAGUAGCUUCAGCAUGGAGGAAGAUUUGUGACGUCUUCAAUUCAGAUGUUAGUUUUUUGCUUGUGCGCUCCAUUGUUGGCCAGUAGAGGGCAGUGUAAUCAUGACGUCUUUGUUAUUCGCUGUACUGUAGACAUCCUCUGGACUCGAUUCUGGAGGAGAUGCAAGUAUAGAAAGACUUCUGGAUGCUUCGUUUGUUAACUCAACAAGCUCUGAUAAAUAUAUAUAUUGAAGAAUAUAUGUACAUAGAGUAGAGGUAGUGCUAAAAAUAUAUUUCGUAUUUCUAACAUGUAUGAAAAAAGUAGCACUAUAAUUAUUAACUCCCGACCACCAACCGUAUGAAUUGAAGUGGAUGAUUAGUUUAUUUUUAAGAUCACUUGUACAGUGAGCUUUAAAAGUCUGAGACUAAA